AUGAGUAGUUUAACGUCUUUAUAUUUAUAUGGUAACCAACUCACAGGGAAAGUGCCUUGUCGUGCAUCAUCUUCCUCCUUAACAGACUUAGAUCUUUUUGGUAAUAUUUUUAAUGGUACCAUUACCCAAUGCAUAGGAAGCCUUUCCAAACUCAAAUAUUUGUAUCUUGGUUCAAAAAACUUUGAAGACAUAAUCAUUGAAUCCCGUUUCUCUAAUCUUUCUCAAUUACAAGAGUUAUACUUAUCUUCCAACCCAGGCAUCUCCUUCAAUAUCAGUUUAGGAUGGAAUCUUCCUUUUCAACUGACAUAUGUAUCUUUAGCGGACUGCAAAGUGGGUCUACAUUUUCCCACAUGGCUUAGAACACAAACGAGAUUAGAGGAUCUUGAUAUCUCUAAUGCUGAAAUUUCAGGCACCUUCCCUGAUUGUUUUUGGGAGUCAAGUCCAAAAUUAUGGAUUUUAAAUGUAUCACAUAACAAUUUUCUUGGUGUCCUUCCAGAUUUGUCACUAAAGUUCUCUACUUUUGAUUCGAUAGAUCUGAGCUUUAAUCAUUUCGGUGGUUCUUUACCAAUUUUGCCUCUGAAUGGAUAUUUUAAUGUCUUAUAUUUACUUGAUAACCAACUCAAAGGGAAAGUGCCUUGUCCUACAUUAUCUUCCUCGUUAACAGACUUGGUUUUUUCUUAUAAUAUGUUUAAUGGUACCAUUACCCAAUGCAUAGGAAGCCUUUCCAAACUCGAAGCUUUGUUUCUUCGUUCAAACAACUUUGAAGACAUAAUCACUGAAUCUCAUUUCUUUAAUCUUUCCAAUUACAAGAGUUGUACUUGUCUUCCAACCCAGCUAAAGUUCUCUACUUUUGAUUCGAUAGAUCUGAGCUUUAAUCAUUUCAAUGGUUCAUUACCAAUUUUGCCUCCGAAUGGAUCUGUAGUGGAUUUAUCGAGUAACAAAUUUUAUGGGUCAAUUAUCAAUUUAUACAAUGAAACUGAUUGCUAUUGGGAAUAUCUUGAUCUCUCGAAUAACUUACUCUCUGGACAGCUUCCAAAUUGUUUUUCAAGCCUACCAUAUUUCAAGCGCGUAAACAGUUUCACCGGAGAAAUUCCAACGUCGUUGAGGAAUUGUACUUCCUUGACUUUUAUUGAUCUUUCCCAAAAUAAGUUGAUUGGUAAUAUACCUAUAUGGAUGGGAGAUACUUGGACUAAAUUGGUCUUCCUCAGUCUUAGGUCCAAUGAGUUCUUUGAGUUUGAUAGGGCAUUUCAUCUUCUAUACUAUGGAGGCUUCGAGAGUGCAUUUGUAACAUGGAAAGGAAAGGAGGCCGAGUACAUAAAUACUCUUAAUUUGGUCAAACUCGCUGAUCUUUCAAGCAACAAUUUAGUAGGUGAUGUUCCUAAUGAAAUUACCAGUCUUGUAAUGGUAGUUGGAUUGAACCUUUCAAUAAAUAACCUAUGUCGAUUCCUUCCUACAAAUAUUGAACGACUAAGGACUUUGGAUUUUCUUGAUUUUUCGAGAAACCGUUUCUCUGGUGGUAUUCCUACUAGUGUUUCUCAGUUAAAUCAACCUAGAGUGUUAUAUUUGUCAUACAAUAACUUCGUGGGCAAAAUUUCACAAAGCAUUCAUUUACAAACUUUCAAUGCUUUUGCAUUCGAGGGAAAUCUUGUACUUUGUGGCCUUCCACUUACAAAAGCUUGUCCAGGAGAUGAAAUUUCUCAAAUCCCAAAGACCAAUGAUAAUGCUAAUGGGAUGAAAACCCCAAAAGAUGAGGACAACCUUAUCAAUGAUGGAUUUUACAUUAGUAUGGCAAUUGGUUUUAUUUUUGGAUUUUGGGGAGUGUGUGGAACUUUAAUGUGCAAUAACUCGUGGAGCAUUGCAUUUUUCAAGUUGUGGAAUAGCGUAAUGGAUUGGUUGUCCUUAAAGAUAGCUAUCAAUGUGCUUGCUUUUCAAUUGUAUCUAGUUGUAUUACAUUUACAGUUGUACGAUGUAAUACAUAUACGUGCUAAGGAAAUAUUUGUGUAUUUUGUGAAUCCUUGUAAUUUAUGA
Messenger RNA from Olea europaea var. sylvestris, 2028 nucleotides. RefSeq names its product probable LRR receptor-like serine/threonine-protein kinase At4g36180. Bases 1 to 2028 code for a protein of 675 amino acids. The record is from RefSeq and is a predicted model, not a curated record. NCBI's taxonomy places the organism in Eukaryota, Viridiplantae, Streptophyta, Magnoliopsida, Lamiales, Oleaceae. The transcript is spliced from 5 exons. Gene Ontology annotation, molecular function: protein binding.